AUGAAAGGAAAAUCGAAGGAUUAAUUAUCAGCAAAUAUAGAACAUAUUGCUUAAAUGAAACAGUAAAAUCAAACUUUGCAAGAAGAGUUAUAAUAAGAUGGAAAAAAUAACGAUUUUGAGAAAAUGAAUACUUUGCAGGAUGAAUGUGCAUAAUAUGCCAAAAAAAUAGAAGUUGAAAGUAAGAAAUAGAGAGAUUUAGAACAGUUAAUUCAGAAUGCUGAAUAACAGUUGCAAGAUCAUAGAAAAAAAAUGAGUAAUUCAGAUGGAAUAUAGUUACCUAGUUUAAUUAAGAAAUAAAAAACUUUAGAAAGUUAAUUAGAACAAAUUAAACUGAAGCAUAAUGAAUCAUUAGCAGAAAUCAAUCAAUUAAUGGAAUAAAUAAAUACUGCCAGAAGGGAAAGGGUCAUUUAUAGUAAUGUUUUUAAGAAACUUGAGAGUGAUAUUAGAGCAAAAGAAGAAGAAUUUAAAAAAUAAUUAUUGAUUAGAAAGCAAAUAGAACAUGAAUUAAACCAGUGUUAGGAGUAAUUUGAUAAAAUGAAAGAAUAAGCUACUCAAGUUGUAGAUUCUAAUAAAUAAGAAUAUACUUAAAUAUUAAAAACCAAUAGAUUAGAUGAAACAGUAGAAUAAUCACCAAAAAAUUAAUAAUAAUAAUAAUAAUAGCAGCAAUAAGCAAAGCAAGAGAGUAAAUCUUAAUAAAUAAAAGAAUCCUAAUAACCUAAAUAAUAGAUAUAAAUGCAGAAGGAUGUUGAAGAUGUAACGAAUUAUGAAUUGAUGUUUGAGAAACUAAAAAAAGAAACAGGAUUAAAUUCCAUUGAGGAAAUUAUUCAUACAUUUAGAACGAUUGAAGAUACAAAUAAUGAAUUGUUUAAGUAAGCAAACGUUUUGAGUGAUUAGAUUGAUUCUGAAGAAAUGUAAAUUGAAGUACUUCAGAAAUCAAUUUCAUAAUAUACUAAAAACCAAUAGAAGGAAGAUAAUGAAUUUGAAGAUGAAAAAUUUAAAUUUGCUUAAUAAUUAGAGAGAAGUGAGAAAUUGGAUAAAGAUAUUUAAUAAGCUGAAAACGAAAUCAAAGAAUAUGAGAGAGAACUAUUGGAGAUAGCAAAUAAGUUAUAAAUCAAAUAUGAUCCAAAUUCAGAGGUUACUUUAAUGUAAUUAGUUGAAUAAAGAGCUUAUGAACUUGUUGAUUUAUGUAGAUACUAUGAUAAUCAUAAUUACACUAUUGAUUCAAAGAAAAACGAUCAAGAGAGUACAGUUUCUAAUUAGGAUGAUUAAACUAUGAAAGAUUUACUGGAUGGAGUUGAGAAUGAGAAGGAGGCUGAAAAGAUUAUGAGCAAAGAUGAUUUUAAGAAGAUUGGAUCAUAAGAAUUAUAAUAGUUUUAGAAGAAGAACAUAAGUAAGAAAAAGAGAGAAUGA
Molecule: messenger RNA, 1410 nt
Organism: Paramecium tetraurelia
Lineage: Eukaryota; Ciliophora; Oligohymenophorea; Peniculida; Parameciidae
Exons: 5
Source: RefSeq, a predicted model, not a curated record